This is a messenger RNA of Fragaria vesca subsp. vesca, 2788 nucleotides long. Its product is annotated as homeobox-leucine zipper protein ATHB-8-like. Gene Ontology annotation, molecular function: DNA-binding transcription factor activity; lipid binding; DNA binding. The transcript is spliced from 19 exons. The record is from RefSeq and is a predicted model, not a curated record. The coding region runs from base 91 to 2625 and encodes 844 amino acids. Lineage: Eukaryota; Viridiplantae; Streptophyta; Magnoliopsida; Rosales; Rosaceae.
ACCUUUUGAUUCAUGGUCAAGCAGUUUCUACCUUCUCAUCUUCUUCGACAAAAUUUUCUCAACAAUCAUUAACACAGCGAAAACGUUAGCAUGGCGGUGACAUCAUCAUCAUCGUGUAAGGAACUAUCAGGUGGUGGAAUGAAGAUGCAAAUGGACAAUGGUAAGUACGUGAGGUACACGCCGGAGCAAGUAGAAGCGUUGGAGAGGCUCUACCAUGAGUGCCCGAAACCGAGCUCUAUGCGCCGGCAGCAGCUCAUUCGAGAGUGCCCCAUUCUCUCCAACAUCGAGCCGAAGCAGAUCAAAGUCUGGUUUCAGAACCGGAGGUGUAGAGAGAAGCAGAGGAAAGAGGCUUCUAGAUUGCAAACGGUGAACAGAAAGCUGACGGCGAUGAACAAGCUUCUGAUGGAGGAAAACGAUAGGCUGCAGAAACAGGUGUCGCACUUGGUCUACGAAAACAGCUACUUCCGCCAACAGACACAAAAUACGACUCUGGCCACAACAGACACUAGUUGUGAGUCGGUGGUGACAAGUGGUCAACACCAUUUGACUCCUCAGCAUCCACCAAGGGAUGCCAGCCCUGCUGGACUUUUGUCCAUUGCAGAGGAAACUUUAGCAGAGUUUCUUUCAAAGGCCACUGGAACUGCUGUGGAGUGGGUCCAAUUGCCUGGUAUGAAGCCUGGUCCGGAUUCCAUUGGAAUCGUUGCUAUUUCUCACGGUUGCACCGGUGUGGCAGCACGUGCGUGCGGCCUGGUGGGUUUAGAACCUACAAGGGUCUCUGAAAUCCUUAAGGAUCGACCUUCUUGGUUCCGUAAUUGUCGAUCUGUUGAUGUGCUAAAUGUGUUGUCCACUGGAAAUGGUGGAACCAUUGAACUGCUUUACAUGCAGCUGUAUGCACCCACAACUUUGGCACCAGCUCGCGACUUCUGGUUGCUGCGCUACACAUCUGUUUUGGAAGAUGGUAGUCUUGUGGUCUGUGAAAGAUCACUUAACAACACUCAAAAUGGUCCAAGCAUGCCACCAGUGCAGAAUUUUGUGAGAGCAGAAAUGCUGCCGAGUGGAUAUCUAAUUAGACCUUGUGAAGGUGGUGGAUCAAUCAUCCACAUUGUUGACCAUAUGGAUUUAGAGCCUUGGAAUGUGCCUGAAGUCUUGCGCCCACUUUAUGAAUCUUCAACACUUCUGGCUCAGAAGACAACAAUGGCGGCUUUACGCAAUUUGAGGCAAAUUUCUCAAGAAGUUUCUCAGCCUAAUACUAAUGGUUGGGGUAGGAGGCCUGCAGCUCUACGUGCUCUUAGUCAAAGAUUGAGCAAGGGUUUCAAUGAAGCAGUGAAUGGGUUUACAGAUGAGGGAUGGUCUAUUUUAGAAAGUGAUGGUGUUGAUGAUGUUACCCUUCUUGUGAACUCGUCUCCAGGCAAGAUGAUGGGUGCAAAUCUUUAUGCCAAUGGAGUUCCAUCUAUGAGCAAUGCAGUUUUAUGUGCCAAAGCAUCUAUGUUACUCCAAAAUGUGCCUCCAGCCAUACUUCUUAGAUUCUUGCGAGAACACAGAUCAGAGUGGGCUGACAGAAGUAUUGAUGCUUAUUCCGCUGCUGCUAUUAAAGCUGGUCCAUGUGGCAUGAUAGGGUCUCGAGCUGGAAGUUUCGGGGAUCAAGUUAUUCUUCCACUGGCUCACACAAUAGAACAUGAAGAGUUCAUGGAGGUUAUUAAGAUUGAAAAUAUGGGUCACUACCGGGAUGACAUGAUGAUGCCUGCAGCUGACAUUUUCCUCUUGCAACUGUGUAGUGGAGUGGAUGAGAAUGCUGUGGGCACCUGUGCCGAACUUGUCUUUGCUCCUAUUGAUGCCUCUUUCUCUGAUGAUGCUCCAAUUCUACCAUCUGGUUUCCGUAUCAUUCCUCUUGAUUCUCACAUGGAUGCUCCCAGUCCAAACCGUACACUUGAUCUUGCCUCUGCUCUUGAAGUUGGACCAACAGGAAACAGAUCAUCUGGUGAUAUUGCUGGUCACUGUGGGAGUACAAAAUCUGUUAUGACAAUAGCGUUCCAAUUUGCAUUUGAAAUUCAUCUUCAAGAUAAUGUAGCGUCAAUGGCAAGGCAGUAUAUCCGUAGUAUAAUAGCAUCAGUGCAGAGGGUAGCACUGGCACUCUCCCCUUCUCGUUUUGGUUCUCAUGCUGGUUUUCGCCCACCACCUGGCACUCCUGAAGCACAAACAUUAGCUGGUUGGAUCUGUCAGAGCUAUAGGUGCUAUCUAGGGGUAGAACUACUUAAAAGUGAAGGAAGCGAGUCCAUUCUCAAAUCCCUUUGGCAUCACUCCGAUGCAAUCUUAUGUUGCUCUUUGAAGGCAUUGCCAGUAUUUACAUUUGCAAACCAGGCAGGCCUCGACAUGCUUGAGACGACCUUGGUUGCACUUCAAGACAUCACACUGGAAAAGAUUUUCGAUGACAAUGGAAGGAAGAUUCUGUUUACCGAGUUCCCACAGAUCAUGCAGCAGGGAUUUAUGUGUCUGCAAGGAGGUAUAUGCAUGUCAAGCAUGGGAAGACCAAUCUCUUAUGAGAGAGCAGUGGCAUGGAAGGUGUUGAAUGAAGAAGAAACUGCUCACUGUAUCUGCUUCAUGUUCAUCAACUGGUCAUUUGUUUAAACACUUUGGAUAACAACAGAACAUAGGAUUUAGAAGAAAACAGGAAGAAAAAAAACUACAAUUUAGAAAAACCAAAAGGCAUUUUGGGCCUUCCUUCUUUUGGUUAUGCUACUCCCCUGUAUCAUGCUUUAUGCUUUAUUUAUGAAUCAUAAUGCUUUUCCUU